CUGGAAAAUGUGUUCACGAAGUUAUAAUAUUAACCUUACUUUCAUGUUUUAAGUUAAACAGAUGUUAUAUUAAACUUAGUCUUGUCAACAUUUUGGAAAUUGUUUUUGUGUUCAUUGAGAUAUUGUUUAAAAUGUUACUUUUACCAAAGAGCUCAUUUACGCUGAUCACUGUAUAUGUACAUUACAUGUCGACACACACUAUAUAUAAACUAAGUUCCAUCUUCAUUUAUUUAUGGUAUCUACAUAUACUUGAAAACAGUUAAGGAGGUGAAGAGAUUUUUGUUGUUGUUUGUUUCUUACUAAGCUAAGCUAAACUACAGCACUAGAGCAUGAUGGGCCAUCAACACCUGGGCAGGGGCUGCAGGAUUCAGCCUGAUUGGUUGUUUUAUCUGGGGGCUGUUGGGUGCUGAGGGCUGAUUGGUUGUUUGACCUGAGGUCUCUUUAAAGGAGCCUGUCUGCUGUGAAAGGUUACAGUUGUUUUUCAGUAUCAUCUGGAGAUCAUCUAUUGUUUGUGACCAGUCACUGCUUGUUUUGGAUAUUCAGCAUUUGAAAUGGCUUCCGAAGGAUCUUUCCACAGCAGGAUCUACUUCCUCUGCCCUCACUGCAAGAAGGCUCCACGCUCUCUUCCUGGGCACCUCAGGACGGCGUGCAUGCGCGACCGCGCAGAGGCAGAGGUACGGGCCACUGUGAUUGAAGCCAAGAAAGAGAUGUCUGAAUUUACCCACAGGGGACGUUUCUGGGAGUACCAGCGUAUUCAAGACAUUUUGGAAACUGCUGAUCCUCUUGCUAGGUUGUUAGACGAGAUGCAAAAGAAGGGCUUAGUGGUAACAAACAAACCUCUAGUCCUCCCUAACCCCACACUGCCUGUGCCCUCUUUACCUUCAUCUGCUCCUCAAAGCCCUGGAGAAGGUGCGAACGAGCCACAUGUUGUGACGAACGUGACCGUUCAGGAAUGGGAGGGGAAAACCCACAUACCGAACGGAGCUUCAGUUGCAGUGAAGGAGGAUAAAACAGAAGUACUGCUGACUGAUGACCAAGAACAUGGUUUUGGUCUGUACUCCAACAAGGUACGGCCGGCGACGUUUCAAGGAAAUGAUGCGAAAGCAGAGGACAAAUUUUUUGUGUUGAGUAGUGGGAGGCCGAUAUAUAACCCCUGCAAUGAUUCGAACAGACUCAAUGCCAAACACAACCUUCCCAGUGUGACCACGAGAAGCAGAGAGAAAAGGAUGAAUGAACAGACGGCGUUUGACUUGCUGGUUCAGUCUUACCCAGUGACUCUUGACGGGUCUCCUCCGAAAAGGGCACGCAGACACGAACACGAGAGGCACUGCUACAACCGCUGGUGCAGCGAGCAGCUCAAGCUGCGUGAACAGCGUGUCCUUGGUGAGGAUCCAAAUACACCUUCUGUUACAGUCAUAUAUGUAAUGUCAGGGCGGCACAAAUAGUGAAAUCUCUUAGACCAUGUGACCACAAUGGCUAAUGCUUCUUGUGAUUCUUCUUUAUAGAACAUUUCGGUCGGCGUCAGUCGUCUGAGUCAUGAGUGGAGGCCUGGAUUAAGAGACAAGGGUGGACGUCGAACAUCCCUCAGGCUUCCCCAAUACUCCAGCAGUGGAAGCCCUACGGGGGCCAACAUCCAUCCAAGGCUGUUCGUCCACAAUGACAGAGAUGUCAUUCUCUUCAUUGCUUCCAGGGACAUUCCAGUUAACGCAGAGCUCCUCUUUGAUUACGGCCUGAAGAGAAAGUCUUUUGCCGGUGAAGGAGUAAAUUUAAGCUUUACAUGUUAACGUAGGCUACACAAAGAAGUGUGAGCGGGCUAUUUUCCAAGCCACAUUACUUUUUGUGCCUACUUUUUUUUGAGCCACAAAACACCACCUCUCUUGCUCUCUAAGUUGCCCUGAAUGACUCCUGCGGCUUUGUCUCUUUUUUUUUUUUUUUUUUUUUAGUAGGCUACACAAAGAUGAAUGAGCGAGCCAUUUUCCAAGCCAUUCAUUUUUGCCUACUUUUUUCUUUUCAGCCACAAAAAAAUAUACACCAAUAUACAUAUAUUGUUUUUUCUUUCAAUAUUCAUACUGGUACUGCAACAGGUAAUGACACAAAACCUUUAUACACACUCUCACAAACAGAUUCAAAUAUACAUUCAGCAACCUCUCCUUAUUUCUUACAGUGAGAAGGAUCGCCACAUGUCUGCUGAGACAGAAAGCCCUGCUGCCCAUCAUCCGUUUGUCCUCGAGAGAGAGACGGCUGACUUCUCCAGCCAAGAUGAGUUCAACCAACCAUUUCAUUAAAAGAAUUAGUUCACUUUCAAAUUAAAAUUUCGUGAUAAUUUACUGUGAUUCUCUGCUGUCUGCCCUGAUCUUCGCCUGUAUCCUGAACACUGUCUGCUGCCUGCCUCGACCAUUGCCUGUUCCUGUUUACGUCUCUGCCUUUGCACUUGCCCUGUUGAUACUGAUCUUAAUAAAACCUGCAAAUAGAUUCCUCCUCUGUUGACCCUUCAUUACAAAGGGUCUUAUCUAGAGAAACGAUCGGUCAUUUUC
Ctenopharyngodon idella (grass carp) is the source of this 2534-nucleotide messenger RNA. RefSeq lists its product as uncharacterized. The transcript has 6 exons. The coding region runs from base 552 to 1445 and encodes 297 amino acids. NCBI's taxonomy places the organism in Eukaryota, Metazoa, Chordata, Actinopteri, Cypriniformes, Xenocyprididae. The record is from RefSeq and is a predicted model, not a curated record.